UUAUUGCUUAUAUCGCCACGGGUCUUAUUGUCAGUCCAGCGCCUCGUGACGAGUCGUUCGGUUUAGUACACGUUACGACGCCAUAGUGUGUCGUUUGUGAGUAGUGCUGUAUAUUCCAAUGGCCGAUUUUCAAGAUAUGCUGCGUGACUUGGUGCAACAGAUUAACCUGCCCGACAACAUGGAGGUGGAGGAGGAGGUAAGAAGAGACAUCGACUCACAGGAAUCGUCAGCUUCGCCAACGCCACUUGAAAAUGCUCAAAAAAUGCUAAGCUACGCUCUGACCUACAACCGAAUGAACGAUGUCGAAGCAGAAUCGACAGCUUCGCCAACGCCAAAUGAAAAUGCUCAAAAAAUGCUAAGCUACGCUCUGACCUACAACCGAAUGAACGAUGUCGAAGCAGCGCUGAAACUAGGCGCCGAUCCAAACUGGGCCAACGCCAAAGGACUGAGACCUCUGCACAUCAUCUGCAACAGAAAAGUGGACGACGGUUCGAUCGAGGAAUUCUUCAAGCUCUGCGAUGAUAUGCGGAAGCCGGUGAACGUCGAUGCCCCGGACGAAUUACUUCAGCCACCGCUGCAAUACGCUCUGUUUCAUGGACUCAGAUAUGCGAGCAAAUAUCUGCUGAGCCGAAAUGCCGAUCCGAAUUGGCGGAACACGGACGGACUGACAGCUCUGCACUUCAUGUGUGAGAGAAAGGGCGACGACGCGGACGAUUUGAUGACGUAUCUCUUCGAGAUCUGCGACAAUCGCAAGAAGACGGUGAUGAUCAACGCCCGGGACAAGUUCGACCGGACACCGCUGUACUACGCCCUGCUGCGCAACCAAAAAAAGAUGGCCAAGCUGCUGCUGAAAAGAGGCGCCCAUCCGAAUCUGCCCGAUAAGGAUGGCUUCACUCCUGUGCACGUCGUUUGCACUAGGAACGACGACGAGCUUCUACGAUUGUUCCUCGAUAAUUCGACGCAACCGGUGCCGCUCGACCGUCGGGACAGACUCGGUCAGACGCCGCUGCACUACGCCGUGUCUCGCGGCUGCAAGAGCCUGAUCAAGCCGAUGCUGGAGGGAGGCGCCGAUCCGUGUCUGGCCAACGCGAAGGGAUCGACUCCGCUGCAUCUCGUUUGCCACCGAGAAGACGUCGACGACGCCGAUCUCGUGGAGCAUUUCUUCGAGGUCUGCUGCGACCUGCGAAAGUCGGUGAAUAUCAACGCUCGGGACGGCGCGGGUGGCACACCGCUGCACUGGGCUGUGUAUCACGGCCACGCGAGGCUGGCCAAGCUGUUGCUGGCGCAAGACGCCGACCCGAACCUGGCCAACGACGAGGACGAGACGCCUCUGUUCGUCGUUUGCAACCGGAAGACCGACGACGAGAACUUGGCCAAGAUUUUACUCGACAGCUACAGAUUCGAGCUGUUGCAGAUCAACUCGCGGGACAGGGCGGGUAACGCGCCGCUGCUUUUGGCUCUGGCUCGUGGCCACGCGCAGCUGGCCUCGCUGCUGCUGGAAAACUGGGCGGAUCCGAACGCGUGCGACCUCGCGGGAGACUCGGCUCUGCACGUCAUCGUCAAGCGAAAAGACGACGACCAUGCGCUGGUGGAGCGUUUCUUCGAGAUCUGCAAAGCCCUCGGGAAGACGGUGCUGAUCGACGUCCAGGACGCGACUAAUCGCACUGCUCUGCAUCACGCCAUGUCGCUCGGCCUCGAGAAAACGAUCAAAGUCCUGCUGAGAGCAGGCGCCAAUCCGAAUCUACCGGACGUCAACCGGAAGACGUAUCUGCACUACGCCGCGUCGCGAGCUACGGACGACGACGACGGCGCGUUGGCGGAUUUCUGGUCGAGCUGCCGCAACAACCGUCAGCCGGUGGACGUCGACGCCAGGGACCAUAUGGGCUGGACGCCGCUGCACCACGCCGUGCACCGCGGCCACAAGAAAGUGACGGAGUCGCUGCUGAGAGAAAACGCCGAUCCGAACGCGGCCAGCGUGCAAAAAGAGACUCCUCUGCACGUCAUUGUCGAGCGAAACAACGACGACGACGAAUUCAUGGAGCAUUUCUUCAAGAUCUGCCGAGACGUCGAGAAGCCGGUGGAGGUCGACUUCCGGGACGCGUGCGGUCGGACACCACUGCAACUUGCUCUGCGUCGUGGCCACCGGAAGUUGACCGCGACACUGCUGAAAAACGGCGCCGAUCCGAACGCGGCCGAUGGGACUGAGUGUACUCCUCUGCACGUCAUUUGCCAGAGGGACGACGACAGCGAGGAUUUUUUGAAACGGUUUUUCGCGCUCUGCAAAGGCGUCAAGAAGACGGUGGAGGUCCAAGUCCACGACAACAUAGGCUGCACACCGCUGCACCAUGCCGUGCACCGCGGCCACAAGAAGAUCACCGCGACGCUGCUGAAACGAGGCGCGGAUCCGAACUUGGUCAGCAAGAACACGUCGACGGCUCUGCACGUUAUUUGCCAGAGAGAAGAAGACAGCGAGGAUUUACUAAAGGUGUUCUUCAGGAUCUGUAAAGACGUCAAGGUCGACGUCAAGAACGAUUGGGGACAGACAGCGCUGCACCACGCUUUGUUCCGCGGCCACAAGAAGUUGAUCGCGACACUGCUGAAAAACGGCGCCGAUCCGAAUGUGGCCGACAAGGACGGGUAUACUCCUCUGCACGUCAUUUGCCAGAGAGACGAAGACAGCGAGGACUUGCUAAAGAUGUUCCUCAAGCCCGACAAAGACGUCAAGGUCGAUGUCAAGGACAUGAUGGGCUGGACGCCGCUGCACCAUGCUACGUCGCGCGGCCACAUGAAGAUGACCGCGAUACUGCUGAAACAUGAAAGCAUCGAUCCGAAUGUGGCCGACAAGGAAGGGUAUACUCCUCUGCACGUUAUGUGCAAGAGAAUUGUCGGCGACGGCAUUUUCAUGAACAUGUUCUUCGAGACCUGCAAAAAGGUCAAGAAGAUGGUGGAGGUCGACAGUGUCGACAAAUCGGGUUGCACGCCAUUGCACUGUGCACUGGCAAACGGCUACAAAGCUUUAGUCAAGCUACUGCUGAAACAACGCGCCGAUCCGAACGUGGCCAACGGCCAAGGAGAUAGACCUCUGCACGUCAUUUGCAACAGAAAAAUCGACGAUGAAGUGAUGAUGAUGUUCCUCGAGUCCUGCGACGAGCUGAAGAAGAAGGUGCUGGUCGACGCCCCCGACCUGACGGGUUAUGCAGCGCUUCAUCGCGCUUUGCGCUUUAAACUCAAAGGUCCGACCGAGGCACUGCUGAAAUACGGCGCGGAUCCGAAUCUAGUCGAUCCCGAAGGAUCGCAACCUCUUCUGAUCGCAUCGAGUACAUUGGACAACAACUUGUUGGAGAAGUUCUUGGAGGUCUGUUAUGAGUUGAAGCUGGAGGUGGAGGUGAACGUUUGGGACCCGUCCGAGUCGACGCCGCUACACUACAGUACGUAUCACGGCCUCAAAAAGGUCACCGAAUUACUGCUGAUUCUCGGUGCGGAUCCGAAUUGGUCUAACAAGGAAAAAUCCACUCCUCUUCACUUGAUUUGCAACAGAAAAGAGGACGACGAUUUGAUCGAUAUAUUCUUCGAGUACUGCGACCUACGAAACGCGACGGUGCUGGUCAACGUGCAGGACAAUUCCGGCAACACGCCGUUGCACUUUGCUCUGACUCGUGGCCACAGACGCAAGCUCCGCUUGCUGCUGGCGCGAGGCGUCGACGCGAACGCGGCCAACGACCAGGGAGAUACGCCUCUGCACAUCAUUUGCAAGAGAAAAAUCGACGACGAGGACCUGGUGACUCAAUUGCUGUUCUCGAACUCCGGAGCUGGUUCGCCCGUGCUGGUGAACGCCGUGAACCAUGAAGACGAGACACCGCUGCAGUUGGCCGCGAGAUACAACCUCUUUACGACGCUGGAAGUACUGAACAAUUAUCAGGACACUUUUGCGGAUGACUUGGCCCAUAUGUAUACCUAUAUAUAGGUAUGGGAUAAGGGCAGAAAAUCACAAUUAUAAAAUCUCAAGUUUAUAAGUAUAUUGAUAAUAAUGACAACAGUUUUAAUUAUGUACUGUAAGUGACGUUUUAAUAACUGAUCGAUGUCUCUUCGUUUUACAAUAAGUGUUUCAAUUUUAUUAUAUAAAAUAACAGUAUAUCUUUGAUAUAUUUUUAAUGUCUAAUGUGAAUUGGCUGAUAUUCAGCUUGAUUAAAGUAUAUUAAUAUAAAUCGAUUAAAA
Trichogramma pretiosum is the source of this 4215-nucleotide messenger RNA. Its product is annotated as serine/threonine-protein phosphatase 6 regulatory ankyrin repeat subunit A-like. Gene Ontology annotation, molecular function: protein binding. The coding region runs from base 119 to 3964 and encodes 1281 amino acids. Lineage: Eukaryota; Metazoa; Arthropoda; Insecta; Hymenoptera; Trichogrammatidae. The record is from RefSeq and is a predicted model, not a curated record. The transcript has a single exon.